AUGAGCGUCACCAAUAUUCCACAAUCACAUGAAACUAACGAGAUGCAGCAUAUUAAGAACCAGUCCCACUGGAGAGUAAUUCUUAGCAGUCUUGGAAUAUUCAUGGCAACUGUAUACCCUAUUUUUAUGUACCUUGUCUUCACUAAAGAUUGCUUCGAGGAGAGACAUCUUCUUAGACUCAUCACACUACUUCUCCCUUUUUUAUACUCAACAAUACAAUAUCUUUUCCUGCUCUACACCAAUUGGAAGAAUGGCCAUAAACAAGAAGACAUUCUGUACAACAUACUAUACUACCUCCUAAAUCUUCUUCUUACGACGUUUUCUAUCAUUUCUAUCCUUUCAAUCAUUGCACUCAUCAUUAACAGGCGAGAAAAUGAUGACGAUUUAUUUUUCUUCUCUGUUAUCCUACCCUCCAUGCCUCUCACCUAUCUUCUGUCCACCUCCUGCCGCCUUGUUCCCGGGCAAAUCGGAUUCAUAGAUACUGGCAUUAACAUCUUCAUUGAUAUAUUGAUAUUAUCAUGUUUAGUGAGUCUAACACUUAUCUGUAUAGAACCCAAAGAUUAUCUUUGUUUUAUCGCGAUUUCUUCUGCUCUUACCCUAGUAAGAUUACUCAAGAAGAAGUAUUUAUCAUCUAAACAGAGUCCACCACCUACUGCACCAUGGAGAGUAGCUAUUUUUGUCCUCAUAUUCAGUUUUGUUGUGUUUAUUUAUGUACUUGCAGCAUGUGGAUCCAUAACUGCCUUAGACUAUCAUUUCCAUCUAUUUGACAAGGUAAAGAGUAUUCUUUCAUAA
Molecule: messenger RNA, 792 nt
Organism: Encephalitozoon cuniculi GB-M1
Lineage: Eukaryota; Fungi; Microsporidia; Unikaryonidae
Exons: 1
Coding region: 1-792 (263 amino acids)
Source: RefSeq, marked provisional